UAUCAGAAAACCCUACAGGGAAGGGUGCGUUAAGUUUGAGAGAGAAUGCUGCUUACACCUUUCCUUACUAGGAUUCAGUCGCUGUAAGAUGUGUUAAACGAGAAGGGAGACCACGGCCAUAACUCGAAAUCUCACCUCUUUUGCUACCAACCAGCAUUGCUUUUAGCGCCAACCUUUUUCUCAGGCACUUUAGUAGCCACCAGUAGGGGCCUCGGUUGCACAGCGGUGACGCAAUUGCUGCGCGCCGGCAGAGACUCGAGGAGUCGGUCAGGUUGUUUCAAUGUCUGUGCGUGGCUGCGCGCGGCUGCUUUCUCGGCUCUCGCCUGGCUCGCUCCGCUAUGGUGGCUCCGUCGCUCUUCGGACCCGGCGGGGCUUCCCGAACGGGGCAGCCGCCGCCUCUUCUUCUUCUUCCUCCUCUGACGGAGGCAACUCUGGCGCUAGAGCGCCGGACACUUCCUUGUUCGUGCCGCUCCCUGUGUCCAGCUUGCCGCCUGGCCCGGAGGGGGAUGUCGGUGCCGAACUCACGCGCCCGCUCAAUAAGAGUGAAGUCCUGAAAAUGCUAAAUAUAUUUUACAAGAGGAAAGAGAUACAAAGACUGGGAGCUGAAAAUGGUCUAGAUGCUCGUCUCUUUCAUCAAGCGUUCAUAAGCUUUAGGAAAUACAUUAUGGAGUCAGGUUCUUUGAGUCCUGAUGUGCACAUUAUUCUAAGUGAUAUAUGCUGUGGUGCAGGGCACGUUGAUGAUCUGUUUCCAUUUUUCAUGAGGCACGCUAAGCAAAUAUUUCCUAUGCUGGAAUGUAUGGAUGAUCUGCGUAAAAUCAGUGAUUUAAGAUUGCCACCCAACUGGUAUCCAGAAGCUAGAGCUAUCCAGAGAAAAAUUGUCUUUCAUGCUGGCCCUACAAAUAGUGGAAAAACCUACCAUGCAAUCCAGAGAUAUUUAGCAGCAAAAUCAGGAAUAUACUGUGGCCCUUUAAAGCUGUUGGCACAUGAAAUCUUCCAAAAGAGUAACGAUGCUAAUGUGCCAUGUGACUUGGUAACUGGGGAGGAACGAGUCUGCGUUGAUGCUGAAGGCAGACCAUCUGCUCACGUUGCCUGUACUAUUGAGAUGUGUAGCGCUAACACACCCUAUGAAGUGGCUGUGAUUGACGAAAUUCAGAUGAUCAAAGAUCCUUCUAGGGGUUGGGCCUGGACGCGAGCACUCUUAGGACUCUGUGCAGAAGAAAUCCAUGUUUGUGGUGAAGCUGCAGCUAUUGAUUUGGUGACGGAGCUCAUGUAUACUACAGGGGAGGAGGUUGAGGUGAGAAACUACAAGAGGCUUACCCCUAUAAAGGUACUGGAUCAGGCACUUGGAUCUCUAGAUAAUCUUCACCCAGGAGAUUGCAUUGUCUGCUUUAGUAAGAAUGAUAUUUAUUCAUUGAGUCGGCAGAUUGAAGGACGGGGACUGGAAUGUGCUGUUAUAUAUGGAAGCCUUCCGCCAGGAACAAAACUUACCCAGGCAAAGAAAUUCAAUGAUCCUGAUGAUCCAUGUAAAAUCAUGGUUGCUACAGAUGCCAUUGGAAUGGGACUAAAUUUGAGCAUAAAAAGAAUAAUUUUUAACUCUCUAAUUAAGCCGGUUGUCAAUGAGAAGGGAGAGAAGGAAAUGGAUACGAUUACAACAUCUCAGGCUCUACAAAUUUCAGGCAGAGCUGGAAGAUUUGGCACUGUGUUCAAAGAAGGGGAAGUCACUACUAUGCAUCAUGAUGACCUUGUAUUGCUAAAGGAAAUCUUGAAUAAAUCAGUGGAUCCCAUAGUGACUGCUGGCUUGCAUCCCACAGCUGAGCAGAUUGAAAUGUUUGCAUAUCAUCUUCCUGAUGCCACUUUAUCAAAUCUAAUUGAUAUUUUUGUGAGCCUCUCUCAAGUCGACGGCCUCUACUUUGUCUGCAAUGUGGAUGACUUCAAAUUUCUAGCCGACAUGAUUCAGCACAUCCCACUUAACUUGAGAGCAAGGUAUGUCUUCUGCACAGCACCAAUCAACAAAAAGCAGCCUUACGUGUGCACCUCACUGUUAAAGUUUGCACGGCAGUUCAGUAGAAACGAACCUCUGACAUUUGACUGGCUGUGCAGGCAUAUCAAGUGGCCCCUGACUCCACCCAGGAAUAUAAAGGACCUUGUACACCUUGAAGCUGUUCACGAUGUCCUUGAUCUCUAUCUUUGGCUGAGCUAUCGAUUUAUGGACAUGUUCCCAGAUACUGCCCUUGUGAGGGACAUCCAGAAGGAGCUGGAUGACAUUAUACAAACUGGGGUGCUUAACAUUACAAGGCUGAUCCGAGUUUCAGAAACUGCUUCUGGGGCUGUAGUUGUUCCAGAUGAUUUUCCUCUUCAGAGGGCUAGUGUCAGUGAUGGCAUGUUGAAUGUAGAAGACCUCCCAGCAGCUGACAAAGAGCCUUCCCCACGUGAAAUGAAAGCCCAAGGGCAGCGAAGAGCAAGAGGAUCUAAAGCAGUGGGCUAUAGGCCUGCUGAAGCACGAAUGGACCCCCAGGGACGAGUCCAGGGUGUGCUAGCUGCUAGAUUAAUACGACAAGGUCUCCUCACCCAGGAUAUGCUGAAGCAACUGGAGCAUGAGUGGCUAGCUCAUCGCCAUGGCAAUGCCAAGGAUGCUGCUCAAAAUGUAGAGCCAGACAAACACAAAGGGGGAAAAAGAGAAUGAAUGGGACAUUUUUGCACAAUAAAAAUGAUUUAAUUAGCA
Messenger RNA from Hemicordylus capensis (graceful crag lizard), 2722 nucleotides. RefSeq names its product Suv3 like RNA helicase (gene SUPV3L1). NCBI's taxonomy places the organism in Eukaryota, Metazoa, Chordata, Lepidosauria, Squamata, Cordylidae. The record is from RefSeq and is a predicted model, not a curated record. Gene Ontology annotation, biological process: RNA catabolic process; mitochondrial RNA 3'-end processing. The transcript has 15 exons. The coding region runs from base 281 to 2683 and encodes 800 amino acids. Gene Ontology annotation, cellular component: mitochondrial degradosome. Gene Ontology annotation, molecular function: RNA helicase activity; hydrolase activity, acting on acid anhydrides; ATP binding.